CCUCCAUCUGUUAGUGUGUCUGUGUUACUGUGUGGUACUUUUACUUCAGUAAAGUAACUGACUAAAGGACCUGACUCUUUAAUAAAAUGCUCUGUCUCUGGAGGAAUCCUACCCAGGAAGGGAGGAGGGAGGAAACUACAGCUGGAGGUGUGAUCACACACUGAGACAGACUCAUGUCUUACUAAGUGUUUUUAAAACAAACCACAGAGCUGCUUCUCACACAUCAGACUUUGCUGCUGUUCAGGGCUUAUCAUCAUUUUCCUGUGAACCUCCGUCCUCGUCGGUUCGUCCAGACGACAUCACCUGUCACCAUCACCUGUCUGAAGUUCCACGAUGCUCUCCUCCUCCCCUCUCCUCCUCCUCCUCCUCCCCCUCCUCCCUCCCUCUCUGGGUUGUCAUACCAGCUCCUUCACCGAGUGUCAGCUUCUUCCCUUUGUACCCGGUCACAAUCUGGCUGGCGAGGGUUUUGACGUGGUGAAGAUGCAGACCAGCGGAGCCAGUGUGGUCGACGUCAAGAGCUUCAUGGUCGGAGGAGCUCAGGGGAACUGCACCGUGUGCUUCAACCACCUCCUCAACCAGACCCAGAAACUCCCGGUGUCGGUUCUGGACUGGAGGAUCAAGGUGCAGUGCCGGCGCAGCCUGAGCAGUAAGGUCUUUGAGUCGAGUCAGUCGGUGAUGAAAGAGAUGAGUUCAUCUCUUGGAACCAGCUGGAAGGUGGGCCUCAGUAUUGCUGGACUGGGUGGGUUUGCAGUUGGAGGAUCACACUCCGUCUCAUCACAGUUUGCAGAGAGCCACAGCAGGAAAGACAAGUUCUCCUUCACCACCCACAACUUCAACUGCAAGUACUACACCUUCCGUCUUCACUCCCGCCCUCCGCUGAGCAAAGAGUUCAAGGUCUCCCUGAAGAACCUUCCCUCCACAUACCACCACAAGAACACCUCCGCCUUUCAACACUUCAUCUCCAUCUACGGGACCCACUUCAUCCGUAGGGUUCACCUCGGGGGACGAGUGCACUCCAUGACAGCCAUCCGGACCUGCGAGGCCGCCAUGAGCAAGCUGUCCGUCCGCACCGUAAGCAACUGUCUGUCCGUCGAGGCCAGUGCGACCAUAAAGGGCGUCACUGCCAAAGCCAGCUCAGAGUUCUGCCACAAAAAGAGCAAAAGCCUUAAAACUGGUGCAACCUUCAGCCAGGCCUUUUCCGACCGGACCACUGAGGUUCUGGGUGGAGACGGCAAUGUGGGAGACAUCCUGUUCAACCCCAACGGAGCCGCAGGAUACAAGAAAUGGCUCCAUUCCCUGAGUAGGGUCCCAGGUGUGGUGUCCUACCAGAUUAGCCCCCUGCACUUGCUGGUGUCAGAUAACCCCAUUCUCAAGUCCAGCCUACGAGACGCUAUCAGCGACUAUAUCCGCAAAAGUGCCAAAGCGCUUCACUGCUCCCCCAGCUGCAAAAUCGGCAACCAGAACCAAAACUGCGCGUGUCAGUGCAAAGGACACCACAUGGUCGACUCUAAUUGCUGCCCCGCCGAGCCUGGUGUGGCCCGGCUGAACGUGACGGUGGUCCAAGCCCAGGGGCUGUGGGGCGACUACUUCUCCAAGACGGAUGGAUACGUUAAAGUUUUCUACGGUGGACAAAGUGCGACGACGCCGGUGAUCUGGAACGACGACUUCCCCAGGUGGAACUAUCUUGUCCGGUUUCAAACCGUCAACCUACGGCACAGAGUACCUGUCAUUUUUGAGGUUUGGGACCGGGACAACGUUUGGGAUGAUGACCUGCUGGGGAAGGUGUCCGUCAUCCCCACGAUGGGUCGCAAUGUCCACAAGACGUUCAAGCUGAAACAUGGGUCGCUGUUUGUCAAGCUGUCUGCAGUGUGUGCUCCCAGCCUGCAGGGGUCACUGUGUGAGAAUUAUGUCGCCUCGCCAGACUACCAGGGCAUCAUGGGAUACAAGAGGGAGGAGCCAGAGGACCACUGGGGUUCAGGGAGGUCAGCUCAGGAGGCCCAUGGUGCUUAUGACAACUCCUUGCUUUAAGUUUUCACCUGAUGAGUCGCUGCUGUGGAGGACAAAAAAAUGACAAAAUCAUAGAGAGAUAAACAAAUAAACAAUUAAAAUAAUAAAUGACAAAUAAAUUGAUGUGAUUUAAGAUCUUCAGUGGAAGAUUUCGAGAACAGCUUACCCGAUGACUGCCUUCAGUUUCAUAUGGAAGAAUGUUUAGCUCCACUCUACCAAGGUUGGCUGGCUAGUUUGAUAGGAAUCAUUUGCUUCUGUCUGGUUCGCCCAGGUGACCAAUCCCUAAUUGACAUACCUACACAUAAAUACAAAAAACAAAUGUAGAAAUACAGAAAUAAUCUUUUUCAUUAGUAAAAUGAAUUUAUUUGUGUAUUUAUGUAUUUAUACUUGUAAUUUUUUUGUUCUCCACAGCUGCUGCAGUUUUAGAUCUGAAAGACUUUCUGUUGUAGAUGUUUGAAGAUCACAGUAAAGUUGCUUCCUGUUGCCUCUGUCUUCAUGCUUGUUGGCUUCACAGUGUUUUAUAAUCUGCUAUAAAUUGACACAUACACCAAUAAAACAUUUCUAAACGCAA
Lates calcarifer (barramundi perch) is the source of this 2578-nucleotide messenger RNA. RefSeq names its product perforin 1.3 (gene prf1.3). NCBI's taxonomy places the organism in Eukaryota, Metazoa, Chordata, Actinopteri, Centropomidae. Gene Ontology annotation, biological process: leukocyte mediated cytotoxicity. The record is from RefSeq and is a predicted model, not a curated record. Gene Ontology annotation, molecular function: calcium ion binding; pore-forming activity.